GAGGAAGGGAGGGGCGGGAGCUUCCGAGCAAUCAGAGAGCGAGCGAACGGCGGAAGUCCCACCCUUCUUCCUCCCUUUAUCCAAUUGAAAGGGAGGCGCGGGUCGGCGGCCAAUAGGAGCAGAGGGGAGGGGCGGGGCUUAGAGGCGGAGCCGGGGAGCGGCGGGGAGCGGCGCCGCCAUCUUGUCGCGGAGGAGCCGAGAGCUGCGGGCGGGACCCGGCGCGGGGCCUGGACAGCGCCAUUGAUGUCCAGCUCCCCGCUGUCGAAGAAGCGCCGCGUGUCCGGGUCACCUCAGCGCCUCAGUGCCACCAGCGUCCCCAGCACCGCCAGCCCCGCCAACGGAAUGGCGAGGAACGGCGGCGAGGCGGAGAUCGAUGAGGGGCUCUACUCCAGGCAGCUGUACGUGCUGGGCCACGAGGCCAUGAAGCGGAUGCAGACGUCCAACGUUUUGGUGUCGGGGCUGCGGGGGCUGGGGGUGGAGGUGGCCAAAAACCUGGUGCUGGGGGGGGUGAAAUCCGUCACCCUGCACGACCCGCAGCCGGCGGCCUGGGCGGAUCUGUCAUCACAGUUCUACCUGCGUGAGGCCGAUGUGGGGCAGAACCGCGCAGAGGCGACGCUGCCGCGCCUGGCGGAGCUCAACGCCUACGUGGGGGUCAGCAGCUGCACGGAGCCCCUGAGCGAGGAGCUGCUGCUGCCCUUCCAGGUGGUGGUGCUGACCAACUCCCCCCUGGAGGAGCAGCUGUGGGUCGGCGACUUCUGCCAUCGCCGCGGGAUCCAGCUGGUGGUGGCCGACACCAGGGGGCUCUUUGGGCAGCUCUUCUGCGACUUCGGGGACGACCUGGUGGUGACGGACCCCAACGGCGAGCAGCCGCUGAGCGCCAUGGUGUCCAUGGUGACCAAGGGCUGCCCGGGGGAGGUGACGUGCCUGGACGAGGCGAGGCACGGCUUCGAGAGCGGCGACUUCGUCACCUUCACCGAGGUGGAGGGCAUGGAGGAGCUCAACGCCUGCGGCCCCGUCCAGAUCCACGUCCUGGGUGCGGCCUGGCACCAGAGGGGGGACGGGGGGCCGAAUGGGGUCGG
This is a messenger RNA of Lagopus muta (rock ptarmigan), 1079 nucleotides long. Its product is annotated as ubiquitin-like modifier-activating enzyme 1. The transcript is spliced from 8 exons. Gene Ontology annotation, cellular component: SUMO activating enzyme complex; cytoplasm. The record is from RefSeq and is a predicted model, not a curated record. Gene Ontology annotation, molecular function: SUMO activating enzyme activity. Gene Ontology annotation, biological process: protein sumoylation. The annotation marks the transcript as partial. NCBI's taxonomy places the organism in Eukaryota, Metazoa, Chordata, Aves, Galliformes, Phasianidae.